Molecule: messenger RNA, 3304 nt
Organism: Mercenaria mercenaria
Lineage: Eukaryota; Metazoa; Mollusca; Bivalvia; Venerida; Veneridae
Exons: 10
Coding region: 63-2495 (810 amino acids)
Source: RefSeq, a predicted model, not a curated record
UUAGGCUGUGACCUCAACUCAACUCAAAACAACAAAGACAGCGUGCAAGACUUUACGUGAAAAUGAAGGGUCCAAGAACUCGUUACUUACGGGUGACUGAAAAAGAGGUUAUUCCUGUUGAAAUUCAUAGUGUGAAGAAUUCUAUGGAAGAUGGUUAUGAGGAGUGGCUUAGAGACAGACAUGUACAGGAAAUUUUACAACUGUUGCAUGGAACUAUUACAACAUACAUAGAGAUGAAGAGAAACAAACAAACUAGUAAUAAACAGCUACAGAAACCUUCAGAUAUUGUGACAGGAUCAAGUGUAAGAUUUGGAUAUAUGUUCAGAUCAAGACCUGCCAGUCAGAUGUGUCUCAUUGAAGAUGGCCUUUCCUCGGAACUCUCUGAUAAUUGUAGUCUGAGAAGUUUCCAUGUGUUGAAGGACAAGCUGGUAGUGUUUGCACAUCCUCUCAUACCUGGUAGUCCAAAUAGAAUGUCACAGUUGAUGAAAGUUCUGAAUGUGAAGCGACAGUCAACUGGGCAAAGUGUCAGUAUCAGCAGUUACUUCCAGAAGAUCCCUACCCAGACUGUGCCGCAAACUAUUCUUAGUUCACAGGAAACAUCAGGGUCACAGUCUACUGUAAAUUCAGAUAUAGGUGUAGCUGAAUCUACUUCACAUUCCCAGAAUUCUCAGGAAUUGACUGCUAAGGAGAACCAGUCUGUUACAUGUAUACCAGAAGCACCUCCUAGUGAGGGACAUAGAAAGAAAAUAAAAAAUAUAUUAGAACGAGGUGAAAUUGGACAUUCCAAAAGACGAAAACGAAGACCACUUAAUCCAGCAGAUCAGCAAUCGAGGGAAACAGGUAGUGUGAACAAAAACAAUGCUGAAGAUAGUAAUGAAGACAAAGUGACUUCAGUAAGAAGCAGACUUCAUCAGUCAGAUCAGCAGUCUAAAAAAAUGAAACAGCUGAAUGAAAAUUGCUCCAAUGAAAUCAGAUCUGAGCAUUCUGAAGAAAGACAUACUGAAAAAUGUAGAUCUGUUCAACUGGACCAGGAGUCGAGAAAACGCGAAGUUGUUAAUGAAAACAGUGUGGAUAUGUGUGAUCAGAGAGUUUCUGAAAAUAAUGGUAAAAGAGAACAGACAAGUACGAAAAUGAUAAAAAAUAUAACCGUGACAGCUUGUCAGAGUCCUCUUAUUAAAAUAGACUCAAAAGAGUCUUUUAUGGUAGGUGAUGUUCAGGUUAGUUUAGUAGACAGCCCUGUUGUGAAAAUAGAAGAUGAAAAAAAGGAUAGAGGAGAUUCCAUAACAUUAAUUAGUUUAGAACAAAUGAAUGAUAUUCAGAGAGAAAAGGGAAACAGUCAUUCAAACUCAGAUCAGUAUAUGAAUAACCAGUCUGAUUCUGCUGAUGACACAUUAGAGAACCAGUCAGAGCCUCAGUUUGAUUCAUCCAAUGAAAUGCUUGCACUUCCAUCAGCAAGCUUUUGCACUGAGGAAGCUAGACGAAAAUCAAGUGCAAUAGAUAUGAAAAGACUUAAGAAUUACUUAAAGUCGUAUGAAGCAGAUGUUGACACUGAUUUGGUCACAGAAUCACCAAAAUUUAGAACUCGCAAAUCAGAAAAAGAGAAAGGCAAUGAUGAAGCUACUUCUGCAUCAGUUGAUAAAUCAGAACAUGAUGAAAUUAAAGUAGACAAGAUUAGCAGUAUAAAGCCAGAAAUGUUGGGGCAUAAUAAAGGGGAUACUAAAACAUUGCAUAAACAAAAAUUUAAAAGAAAAUUUCCAACAUUUUCGGAUUCUGAUUCUGAUGGAAGCUUACCAGACAAGAAAGCUAAAAUCGGACCAAGCAGUGAGAAAUUUGUGAAUUUAGAAAACAUGAAAAAAACUUCAAAAAAGAUUCAAAUAUCAAACUCUUUCUUUUCUGGUGAAGGUGGUAAAGCUCAACCAACAUUGUCAUUUUUCAUGUCAAACAAGAAAUCUUUGACCAAUAAGAAAUUAUCUUCAGCAAAAUGGCCUGAAGCAGGAACGUCAAGGGAUAUAGAAGAUGAAGAUGAUGAUGAUAUAGGUGAUAUAGACUGUGAAUUGAUUAAAGAACUCUCGGACUUUCCAAAAGUGAAAAAUGAAGCAGAUGUUGAAUUGAAAAACGAAAUUAGGGCAAUAAGUUCCAUUGGGAAAUUGAAUGAAGAACAUCUUCAGUAUCUGAUAAGGAACAAUGAAAAAUAUCUUCGGAGCAUAUUUGAAGGGAAGGUCGCUUGUGAACGGCAUCAGGCAUAUAAAAAAGGUGGAAAGAGCAGAAGGGACUUAAAUUAUAACUCAAGACUGGGUCAGUAUACAGAAGAACAAGUGGACACAGUGAUGGAAAGUCUUAUUGCCAUUUUCUGUAAAAGACAUCACAAGUAUUUAGAUUACAUAAUGAAAGUAUUACUACCAGAGAUGUUGAUCAAGGUACACAUGGAUAUACACAGUACUAGUCAUGAAGAGAGUGAGAGAAGUAUAGCAUCUAAACAAAAGACAAGUCCAUAGGAACAGAACUGGACAAAGAACAAAAGCAAGGAAGAAAAUACAGGAUGUUUGAAUUGUGUGUUAUGUUCCACAAAGUACACUUGGCAAGUGGUGGAAAAUAUUUAGAACAGGCUACUUGAAUGUUGUUGGGCAGAACACAAGGUUGCAAAGAUAAGAUUUUUUGUGGUCUUUUUCAAUGAAUUAUGAAUCUUUUAUUGAAUGUAUAGUUAGCUACUGUGAAAUCAUUUAGUUUCGGGGGCAUGAAAGUUUGUGUGGUUUGGGUCAGAAUAGCUAUUUCCUAGGGACUUGAAUUUGUGGGUUUCAAGUUUUGAACAUAAAAUGAAUUGGACAUUUACUAAUGUAAGUUUGGAUUAAAUUUUUUUGGAUUGAUUCAAUCUGCAAAAAAUAGUCCUCCACAAAUAGAAAUAAUUUCACAGUAUUUCAAAGUUUGAGACAUUUAGGUAUCCAGGUUGUAUUAUGUUUAUUGUGUUUAACCUUUAGCCUGCUGGCGGCAAGUAACCCUUUGAAUAAUAAGUGGUAUGGCCCAGAUUGAUGGACCAGUCCAUUGUAGAAAUAUAGAAGGGUAAAGGUUAAUGAAAUUAUGGACUGUUAUCAUAUACCUAACACAAUUAAAACACAGGUUGAAAACUUAAUAUGUUAAAACUGCAAUAUUAAAAUGUAGUAAUGCUGUAUCAGUUCAUAUUCAUAUGCCAGUAAAUGCAUCAAUUAUGAAGUGGAAAUAUGAAAAAAAAUCAUUUAUUUUGACUGAUUUUGUAAUGUGAGUAAACUGUUCUACACUUUUAAUUAGAAUUGCAACAUACUAUUAAAAA